Messenger RNA from Mycena indigotica, 333 nucleotides. RefSeq lists its product as uncharacterized. NCBI's taxonomy places the organism in Eukaryota, Fungi, Basidiomycota, Agaricomycetes, Agaricales, Mycenaceae. The coding region runs from base 16 to 333 and encodes 105 amino acids. The record is from RefSeq and is a predicted model, not a curated record. The transcript has 2 exons.
GUACACUUCCAGGUCAUGUCAGCCACUUCAGAUACCCUCAAGAUCUUAUAUGGCUUCACGGAUGACGAUACUACCGUCUUCGCGACCUUGUUUUCAAUGGCUGGCAAGUACUUAUACUCUGAUUUGGACAAGCUGACAAAAACAUCGACGCCUGAGGUCUGUCCAUUCGGGGGUUUCGGGGUUAUAUCUAACACCUAUCAAACGACACAUUCAUCUCGACUCCACCAUCUGCACAGGUAUCUCAGUGGCUCUCGCAACCAUUCCGUGCCUACUUCCUGUUCAAUGACUGCAUCCAACGAGUCCUCUCUAUAUCCGUAUUCGCAACGCAUCUAG